This is a messenger RNA of Centropristis striata (black sea bass), 6132 nucleotides long. RefSeq names its product sickle tail protein homolog. Gene Ontology annotation, cellular component: cytoplasm. The record is from RefSeq and is a predicted model, not a curated record. The transcript has 22 exons. The coding region runs from base 211 to 6012 and encodes 1933 amino acids. NCBI's taxonomy places the organism in Eukaryota, Metazoa, Chordata, Actinopteri, Perciformes, Serranidae.
UCCCUGUCUGGAGUAUCUUCUUCUUUUACUUCUUCUGGUGACAGCAGCAGUGAUCAUCUGCUGCAGAAGAAGCCUCCCAGCAGCAGCAGCAGCCUGGUCUGCCAGGCGGACUCGGCCUGUGGUUCGGCUCCUCGCUCUCCCAGCACCUUACCUCGGAGCUACAUCACUGCUGCUCGUGUCGGCAGCAGGGACAGCCAGCUGGACAGCCUGAUGAUGCAGCACUCUGAUGUGGAGAGGAAGAAGGAGGUGUUCCUGGAUCACCUGAGGCAGAAGUAUCCUCACCAUGCGGCCAUUCUCAUGGGACACCAGGACCACAUGAGGGAGCAGGCCAGGAGUCCCUGGCCCUCUGAAGGCCCCCCCUGUGCAGGUGGGCUGGGCUUGGUGGAGCAGCAGGACCUUCUGGCUCCAGAGACCAUGUCUGAUGGAGAGGUGCUGCCCCCCACCGUCCCCUUCACCAGGGGCUGUAAAGCCAGAGCAAGUCUACCUGUGGGUCGGUCAAGUGGUCAGACAAGGGACAGACUACCUGGUGUGUUGUACCUGCAGUAUGGGGAGGAGACCAAGCAGGUCAGGAUCCCCGCUGAGGUCAGCAGUCAGGACUCCUUGCGGGCUUUGUUUGUCACGGCCUUCCCUCAUCAGCUCACCAUGAAGAUGCUCCAGUCUCCCAACAUGGCCAUCUACAUCAAAGACACCAGCCGCAACGUCUACUACGACCUGGAGGACAUCAGAAACAUCACAUCCCACUCCUGUCUGAAGGUUUAUCAUAAAGACCCAGCACAUGUGUUCAACCGCCAUGCCAGGCCUGCAAACGCAGAGGGAAGGAUCACCAAAGAGGUGCUGUACGGCAGUCACAGUCCAGUCCACACCCUGUCCUCCUCCAGCCGCAGUACCCUGCACAACCUGCAGGGCUCCAUGUCCCCGCCCAUGGUCCGCUCCAUGCCCUCGUCCCCCUCCAGGAUGCCCUACAGCGGGGGGAGCACAGGGGGCAGAUCGGGGAUGGUAGACCCGGGCAGCGCCACGUUACCACGGGAACGUCUGUCAGGAGCGGGGCGGUCCAGCUCGCUCUGCAGCAGCAGCAGCGCCAUCCUGGAGAGGAGGGACGUGAAGCCUGGUGAGAUACCUGCAGGGUCCAUGUUUCACUCAUUAUUAUUAUUAAGAUUAUCAAACAUAAUGUAUGAGGAUGUUAGCAGUAAAAGCAUGGCCCUGGUGGUGCGUGGUGAAGGAGGACCACAUUUCUCGGACUCCUACUGCUCCUCCCUGCAGGAUGGAGGAGGAGGUCGCGUCAGCAUCGCCUCCUCCCAGUGCAGCGCUCCUCCUUCUCUCAUAGCAGACAUGGUGGACGCUGGUCUUACUGGGAUCCCAGGAGGCCUUCAGCAGUACCGGGCCUCAGUCAAACCCCUGAUGGGCUACGGAGACAGCAUGGAGCACCAGACCCGCUCCCUCCACAGGCAGAAGAGCAGGAAGUACGGAGACAGCCAGCUUCCUCCACUGGGGACCAAGACCCCGCCCCCUUCACCUCACAGGGUCAAUGAGGUCAGGAUGAGUGACGGACAGAUCAUCGGAGGGGUCGGUCUGGUGUCUCCAGAGAGAAUGUCCCCGAUGCGCCGUUCCCUGCGGCGGGACAGUAACGGAGCUCCGGUGGAGAUUAUAAACAGAAGCAGAGGAAGCAGCUCCUCCACCUCGUCUGUGUUUGUGGACAGUCCUCAGGGACAACCGGAGAGACUGUUUCAGGGUCAUGUGACCGCCAGCAAUGCCCAGAGUGAAAGAAUGAAAGCCAUGGAGGAGCAGAUAGCCAGUCUGGCAGGCCUGGUGCACAGUGCUCUGUCUAUGGGAUCAGAUGCUCCAAAAAUCAAGGACUCUUUCAGUGAGAGUCCUGAACACAAACACCUCAACAACAGAUCAGAAGUGUCAUCUGAGCCUCACUUCCUUGUUGCCACGGGUGACGGCUUCAGCCCCGCCCCCCUGGCUCUCCAGGCCCCGCCCUCUGACGGCGGGCUGCAGCAGAGCUUGGUGUCAGCGAGGAGAAAUGUUUGUGAUCUGAGACUGCAACUCAACCAACUCAGACACUUACAGCUGUCGAACCAGGAGAGCGUGAGUUCGAUGCUGCGGAUGGCGGGUCAGGAGCUGGUGGUGCUGAUGUAUGACCGUCUGGCCCAGUCGGAGGAGGCAGCGUUCAGACACAGAGCGCUGAUGGAGGAGGAGAGGAUCCACUACCUGGCCACAGAGGAGACCAUACUCACACAGCUCCAUGAACUGGAGGACUACGUGAAUCAUUUGCAAAGUUCGGCCAGCAGUCCUGAGCAGCCGUCAGUCACUCUGAGAGACGUGGAGGAGGGAGCAGUGAACCUCCGGAGGGUUGGAGAAGCUCUGGCCGUCCUCAAAGGCGAUUUCCCAGAGCUGCAGGUGAAGAUGCGCUCCGUGUUGCGGCUGGAGGUGGAAGCGGUUCGUUUCCUGAAGGAGGAGCCUCAUAAGAUGGACUCCAUGCUGAAGAGGGUCAAAGCUCUGACUGAAGCUCUCAGCUGUCUCCGCAGGUGUGUGUCUGAGUCAGUCCCCCCCGUCAGACCAACCCAGGAGCCUCUUAAGGUCCUGGAACCAGACCAGGGACCACUGAGGACCCGGAGCCCCCAGAGCUCCCCCAAACCCCAGCCUCGCUCCUCAGUCAGACCCCCUCUGGCCACCUCCUCUCUCCCUGGGAGUCAGGCUGAGGCCGGUCUGACCGGCUCCCCCAUCAUGGCCCGCAGAAUGAACCCAGCAGCCUCAGUGGUCCAGCCCUCACACCACCACCCCAGCCCCCCUCUCACCCCCACCCACGGACGGGACUCACCCCAUGUGGCAAAGGUGAGUCCUUGCAGCAGAGAGAGCAGCCCCGCCCUGCAGAGGAGAUCAGGACAGAAGACCACCAUGAAACAAACAGAGGCUCAUACUGAGACUACAGAGAGACAAACUCCUGAAGGCGGUCUGAGCAUCGAGGCCGGCGGUGUGAACCAGGCCGGCACCAGCCAAACCAGCCAGCCAGCCAGUUCUGACUCCAGUCAGCCUUCACCCCCAAACACCACCACAGACUUUGAUCGGGUCCUCCAGGAAGCCCAGGCCUGCCUGAUGAACUCCAUCCCUGAUCUGAAUGUGUCAGAUACCAGAGAGCGUUGCUGUGAUUCUGCCUCAGGACAGAGAACUUCCACUGCAUCAAAGUCAGAGCAAGACUCAACUCUGGACCUGACACACCAAGCCUCAGCGGAGCACCAGUCACUUCUGUCUGAUUCCCAGCAAGACGCUCCUCCCCAGCUGAGUGACGAUGUGGACUGCACCCAGUUAGAACCCCCAGACACAGUUCCAGCAGCAGCCUCACAUCUUCCUGAAGCCGCCAAGGAGCCUCUUCCCUCAGCUCCUCCAUCAGCUCCUCCAUCAGUUCCUCCAUCAGCUGCUCCUUCAGCUCCUCCAUCAGCUGCUCCCUCAGUUCCUCCAUCAGCUGCUCCCUCAGCUCCUCCAUCAGCUCCUCCAUCAGUUCCUCCAUCAGCUGCUCCCUCGGCUUCUCCGAGCAGAGAGCGCAGCAGCCGGCCACAAGUGGAGAAACCCCGCCGCUCAAGUGUGGACAAAGAUCUAAAACAGAGUCCAGACAGGGCUGGGAAGUCUCCUCCACCUCCUCCUCCAAGAAGGUUCCAUGGGGUGAGCUCAGGUCUAACCACAGGAAGGUCAGGCGAGGUGGUUUUCACCGCCAGGAAAGAGCCGAUUGGUGCCCAGCAUGAGGGUGAGAAAGAGAAAGAGCUGCCUGUGGUUCCUCAGCCCAAACCCCCAAGACAGCCACCAGAGGUCAAACCCAAACCAGCAAUGUGUGCUCCUGCUCCUCCUGCACCUCCUGCUGCUCCCACCUCCACCGUCUCUACCUGCAUUCCCUCAGCCAACAGGGAGGAGGAGGAAGAGGAGGAGGAGGACAACAAAUUCAUGAAAGAGCUGCAGGUGUUUCAGAAAUACUCUGUGAGGGAUGUAGUGGCUGAACUCUCUGCUUCUGAGCUCCAGAGCAGAGAGCUGGAGCCUCAGGUGACUACACAACUGUCAAAUAAGAAUAAUUUGCCAGGUGGACAUAAGCAAUGGACAGGAGAGGUGAGGACAUCUCCAGCAUUAAAGGUGGCCAAUCUGAAGCUGCAGUUUGAAACAUCUGACCACCAGUCAGCUCCUCAGAUGGCAAUUCAAGAUGGCUGCCUUCAUAAACUCGUAACAGCAGUUGGGCUGGAAGAACAAACUAAAGUGAGGAAAGACAACGUAGAUCUUGAUAAGAAGAAGGAAGCAGAAAAUAAUAUGGUUCAACAAAUGUCUUCCUUAAACUGUGCAACAGUAGAUAAGGUGGAGGUACCCCCAACUCUUGCUUUGCAAGAUGUUCAGACUGUCCAGAAGAACAAGGAGGUACCAACACCAACCCCCCAAAAAUCAGAGAAGUUCGGGGUACUUAAAGUUACAACUCCGCCAAAAGAAAAUUAUGUUAAUGUGACAAGCCAUAAUCAGAAUAACAAGGAGGUUGGACAGGUGUGCUCCUCAACCACAGAAGAAAAGAAGAAGGCCAAGUUAACAACAAUUGUUACGAUGCAAAAAGAAAACAUUCAAGCAACUAACAUCACAGAUCCUGACCAGACAAAUGAAGGAGUUGUUAAAGAGGAAACACCUGAGAAAAAGCCCAAUAUGGUGGUAGUUGUAACUUUACAAAAAGAAAACACCCCAGAAGAUUUUGGGACAGAGUUCCAGAAGAAUAAGGCUCCGAGCUCGGACAAGGAGUAUGUAGCAUCUUCUCCUGCCCUAAAACUUUCUCCUGCCUUGACUCCUAACCACAGCAUCAAGCAGCAGAAGCAGAAGCAGGGAGAAACAGAGCAGGUGUCCAGGGACCAAUCACAAUACACAGAAGGAGGUAGCCUGAGCCCUGAUGUUGGCGACAAUGAGGGACCUCCCCCUCCGCCACCUCCAUCUGGUAAAUUCAGCCUUAGGAUCUCCAGGACCAGGAGUCCGAGAGUCAGGACACAAGAAGACCUUGCUGACAGUAGUGGCUCUGACAAACAGACAGUAGCUGGGGAAAGCACUGGUGAACCCACUUAUCUGAUACACAGGAACCAAGGUUUCGAGGACUUUGAUGAUUCUGAUAACAAACCUAUUAUCGUUUUCUUGAAUGAGCCAAUGGACAUUGAGUCGGCCUAUAAGCGUCUGUCCACCAUCUUUGAAUAUGACGAAGAUCUUGAUGAGAUUCUCUCUUCAGCAAAUAUUGUGGAUGAAGAGGAAACAAAGCAGGAAGAAGAGAGAAAAAUUUGCAUUACUGAAAUAAACACACGCUUAGAUUUUAAAGACAUCUCGGGAAGAGGUUCUCAAAAUAUGCAACAUCAAAGAUCUUCAUCAGAUAAUGGCUCACUUCCUGAAAACCAAAAUCAGGGUAAACUAGACAAAAAGCCAGAGAUCAAAAGGAAAUUCAAAUUUAAGUUUCCCAAAAACAAACUGGCUGCAUUUAGCCAGGCCAUUCGAACAGGGACAACCAAAGCAGGAAAGAAGACUCUUGAAGUUGUUGUCUAUGAGGAAGAGGAAGAGUUUGUAUCAGACGAUAGUCCAGUGAAGGAGACCAAGAAGCAAACAAAAGAAUCCAAGAGUUUUGAGAUUAAAAAUGCGAAACAGUCCAACUUGGGUGAAAGCAAUGCCAGACUUUCAAAGUCACAUAGCCGGGUAGAGGAUCUCUGCAAGACUACGCUUGACUCUAUUGAAAGUCUAGAAGAGUCCAUCAAAGAGUUGGAGAUCAGUGUGGACAGUAUGUCCGCCCCUUGUUCCCCGUCCAGCAUUGUGUCUUCACCUCCUCAGUCCCCUGAUUCUUCCUUUGAUUCCACUGACAGAGCUCAGCUUAAAGGCAAAGUAAAACGAGAAAGAGAGAGAAGUCCCUCCAAGAGGCCAGCCUCUCAGAUACUCAAAGGCCCAAACACACCUAAGAGUAAGAGGGCCAAACCACAGACUCCUCAGGACUCAGGGAAAACCUCCACCAAGAAACAGGUCUGAUGUUCCACUUGCUUCAGUUUAACUUGGCUGACUGGUGGUGGGCUCUCUGACUUCCUGACUCUAUGUCACAUAUGGCUGUUGAUCUAUCAAUCAUUCUUUUCAUUGUUUGUCUUCAAGCAA